UCAGCUUAUCAUCAUCCAACGGCCGGCGUCGACGCCGAUGCCGUCUCCCUCCCUUCCCGCCACCGCCGGUGCCGCCAUGGCUUCAACCGUCGCCGCCCUUCCCCCCAGGCUCCCGCCGUCGCCGCCUCCCAUCCAGACCCCUCACCGCCACCCCAACCCACGAGCAGCAAACCUGCAGGCGCUCUCGUCCGACCCCCCCUCCGCCUCCGACGCGGCGUCGCUCCUCGCCGCCGCCGCGCGCGCCGGCGACCUCCGCCUCGGCCGCGCGCUCCACCGCCGCCUCCUAGGCACCGAGGUCCUCGACGCCGACGCCCUGGUCGCGAACUCGCUCCUCACCAUGUACUCCAAGUGCGGCCACGUGAGGGCCGCGCGCAGGGUGUUCGACGGAAUGCGCGGGCUGCGGGACCUCGUGUCCUGGACAGCCAUGGCCUUCUGCCUCACGCGAAACGGCGCGGAGCAGGAGGCCCUGGUCCUCCUCGGCGAGAUGCUCGAGUCGGGGCUCCGGCCCAACGCGUUCACGCUCUGCGCCGCGGGGCACGCCUGCUUUCCCGGGGAGCUCUUUCGCUCGUCUGGCGGCACAGUGCUCGGGUUUGCAAUCAAGACAGGGUUCUGGGGCACCGACGUGUCGGUGGGCUGUGCCUUGAUCGAUAUGUUCGCCAGGAAUGGGGACCUUGUGGCAGCACGGAAGGUGUUUAAUGGGUUGGUUGAGAGGACAGUGGUCGUCUGGACGCUGAUGAUUACACGGUAUGUGCAAGGUGGGUGUGCAGGCAAGGCGGUCGAGUUAUUUCUUGGCAUGCUAGAAGAUGGUUUUGAGCCCGACGGAUACACCAUGAGCAGCAUGGUUUCGGCAUGCGCAGAGCAGGGAUCAGCUGGAUUGGGGCAGCAACUGCAUUCUCUAGUACUCCGUCUGGGGCUGGUUUCUGAUACUUGUGUGAGCUGUGGACUUGUGGACAUGUACACAAAAUUGCAAAUGGAACAGUCCAUGGAAUGUGCAAGGAAAGUCUUCAAACGAAUGCCCACACAUAAUGUCAUGUCAUGGACGGCACUGAUAUCUGGAUAUGUGCAAUGUGGAGGACAGGAAAACAAUGCAGUAGAACUCCUCUGCGAAAUGUUAAAUGAGAGCAUCGAACCAAACCACCUCACAUAUUCUAGUCUUCUUAAGGCCUGUGCGAACCUUUCUGAUCAAGAUUCAGGUAGACAGAUUCAUGCCCGUGUCAUGAAAACCAGCAUAGGGAAUGUAAACGUUGUUGGGAAUGCUCUGGUCAGCAUGUAUGCUGAAUCUGGUUGCAUGGAGGAGGCUAGAAAGGCGUUUGACCAGCUUUAUGAAAGGAACUUACUUUCCACCAGUUCUGAUAUUGGUGAAACUGGGAGGAGCAAUGCCUCUUGGAGUUCUCAGAUUGAGAGCAUGGAUGUUGGAGUCAGCACGUUCACGUUUGCUAGUCUGCUUAGUGCUGCUGCCACUGUAGGGUUGCCAACCAAGGGUCAGCAACUGCAUGCGCUUUCAAUCAAAACAGGUUUUGAGUCUGAUAAAGGUAUAAGCAACUCCCUUGUUUCCAUGUAUUCUAGGUGUGGAUAUUUGGAUGAUGCUUGUCGAGCAUUUGAUGAAAUGGAGGAUGACCAUAAUGUGAUUUCAUGGACUUCAAUAAUCAGUGCCUUAGCCAAGCAUGGGCACGCGGAACGAGCGUUGUCAUUGUUUCAUGACAUGAUUUUGUCCGGUGUCAAACCAAAUGAUGUCACAUACAUUGCUGUGUUAUCUGCCUGUAGCCAUGUUGGUCUGGUGAAAGAAGGAAAGGAAUACUUCAGAUCAAUGCAGAAGGAUCACAGACUCAUACCGAGAAUGGAACAUUAUGCUUGCAUGGUGGAUCUGCUUGCACGAUCAGGUCUUGUUCAAGAAGCCCUGGAGUUCAUUAAUGAAAUGCCCUGUAAAGCGGAUGCAUUGGUUUGGAAGACUCUCCUCGGUGCUUGUAGGACUUACGAAAAUAUUGAGAUUGGGGAAAUUGCAGCCAGGCAUGUCAUAGAUCUUGAGCCGCAAGAUCCAGCUCCAUAUGUCCUUCUCUCAAACUUGUAUGCCCAUGGUGGUUUAUGGGACGAAGUUGCAAGAAUAAGGAGUCUGAUGAGACACAGGAACUUGAGCAAAGAAACUGGCUUGAGUUGGAUGCAUGUUGGAAACACCAUUCACGAGUUCCGAGCUGGUGACACCAGCCAUCCGCGAGCACAAGAGAUCUAUGCAAAGUUGGCUGUGUUGAUCAGAGAAAUUAAAGACAUUGGCUAUGUACCAGACACAAGCAUUGUGCUCCAUGACAUGUCGGAUAAGCUCAAGGAGCAGUGUCUGCUUCAGCACAGCGAGAAGAUUGCUGUGGCAUUUGGUUUGAUUACUACGUUGCCAACAAAACCAAUAAGGAUCUUUAAGAAUCUCCGUGUGUGUGCAGAUUGCCAUUCUGCAAUCAAGUAUAUCUCUAAAUCCACUGGAAGGGAGAUAAUAUUGAGAGAUAGCAACAGGUUCCAUAGGAUGAAAGAUGGGAAAUGCUCAUGCGGAGAGUACUGGUGACUUGUGAAUGGCGAUUGAUGAGCAGGUGAUUGAUGCCUACGAAAAUACGAAAUGUUGAGGCGCCAUCUCCUGUUAAGAUCCAGCAGCCACUUAAACCCAACACGUGUAGCUGGGUAGGGGGCACAAAUUGCCGAAGCCCAGAGUUUGAUACUGCAUUCCCACAAAAACCAAGAUGUAUUGAAUUUGAGGCAGAAGACGGGUUGACACGUAAUGCGGGGUCAGACAAGAAAUCGCUUUUUAGGUACAGAUAUUUUAGUGCUCUAGAGGAUGGCAGCCAGGGGAGGCAUAGCUUCAUCUGACAGUGCUGCAUCCUCCAGAUUUAAACUUACAAGAUAUAUAUGAGAUGCUCAAGUGGAGGCAUAGACAGUAUUUUCUUCGAGUUUGCUUCAACACGAAUGAACCUUGCCAUA
Hordeum vulgare subsp. vulgare (domesticated barley) is the source of this 2958-nucleotide messenger RNA. RefSeq names its product pentatricopeptide repeat-containing protein At3g49170, chloroplastic. The transcript has 2 exons. Bases 38 to 2548 code for a protein of 836 amino acids. Lineage: Eukaryota; Viridiplantae; Streptophyta; Magnoliopsida; Poales; Poaceae. Gene Ontology annotation, biological process: RNA modification. Gene Ontology annotation, molecular function: RNA binding; protein binding; zinc ion binding. The record is from RefSeq and is a predicted model, not a curated record.